AUGGCGCUUCACAGACUUCUAAGCCGUCGCGCAGAAGGGGGGCGGGGCGCCAGGCGCCUCGGGGAGGCGCGGGCCUUGGUCUCCAACGGAUCCCUGGAGGAGGCCUCCCAGGAGCUCCAGGAGGCCCGGAGGCCGAGUUCUUCACAGCAAGCGAACAUCUCCAUUCUCCGCGGCAUGCCGGAGGUUGCCAUCGCCAAGGAGGCCCUAGAGUGCCUCCGGACCACCGGCAACAGCCACGAGCUGGCGCUGGCGCAGGCCCUGGUGGCCAAGAUGAGCAGGGCCGUGCCGCAGGCGACAAGGGCGGCCGCCCCACCGCAGGCACAGGCGCAGGUGCCGGGAAGUGCGGCCGGCGCCGCGCCGGGCACCACCGCUGUGGCACCAAAGCCGGCUCAAAUCGACAAGAUGGCUCUGGCUCUGCCGGAGCGCGUGAAGUACACGCUCACUGAGCUCGUGGCCGAAGCCAUCGGCCAAGAGGGCAUGGAAGAGGACCGCACCUUGAUGGAGACGGGGAUGACCAGCAUCGCCAGCAUCAUGCUCCGUGACAAGAUCCAGGCAGAGUUUCCGGAGAUCCCGGAGAUGGAUCUUACAUUCGUGUUCGACUACCCCACCAUUCGUGAGAUGACCGGCUUCGUCCUGACCCAGCUUCCAAACGAUGCCUGA
Molecule: messenger RNA, 660 nt
Organism: Symbiodinium sp. CCMP2592
Lineage: Eukaryota; Dinophyceae; Suessiales; Symbiodiniaceae
Source: the annotation of a GenBank genome assembly